GAUCCUCGCUGUCUGUCGGCAUUGAAGGGACCUGAUGUUUUACGUUAUUGGUGGGAUCACAGUGUCUGUGGUUGCAUUCUUCUUCACAAUUAAGUUCCUCUUUGAGCUUGCCGCACGCGUAGUCAGCUUCCUCCAGAAUGAGGACCGUGAGCGCAGAGGGGACCGGACUAUUUAUGACUACGUGCGGGGAAAUUACCUGGAUCCCCGGUCUUGCAAAGUCUCCUGGGAUUGGAAGGACCCCUAUGAGGUGGGCCACAGCAUGGCCUUCCGAGUGCAUUUAUUCUACAAGAACGGGCAGCCUUUCCCGGCACAUCGGCCGGUGGGACUGAGAGUUCACAUCUCUCAUGUCGAGCUGGCAGUGGAAAUUCCAGUGACUCAGGAAGUCCUCCAGGAGCCCAGUUCCAACGUGGUCAAGGUGGCCUUCACUGUGCGCAGGGCGGGGCGUUACGAAAUCUCGGUGAAGCUUGGUGGAUUAAACGUGGCCUACAGUCCCUACUAUAAGAUUUUUCAGCCUGGAAUGGUGGUUCCUUCCAAGACCAAGAUAGUGUGCCAUUUUUCUACUCUGGUGUUGACCUGUGGACAGCCACACACCCUUCAAAUAGUGCCCCGAGAUGAGUACGACAACCCUACCAACAAUUCCGCAUCCUUGAGAGAUGAGCACAAUUAUGGUGUGUCCAUCCAUGAGCUCGGUCCUCAAGAAGAAGAGAGCACUGGUGUCUCGUUUGAGAAGUCAGUGACAUCCAACAGGCAGACCUGCCAGGUGUUCUUGCGACUCACCCUGCAUUCUCGUGGCUGCUUCCAUGCCUGCAUUUCAUACCAAAAUCAGCCAAUCAAUAAUGGUGAAUUUGACAUUAUUGUCCUAAGUGAGAAUGAGAAGAAUAUUGUUGAACGCAAUGUGUCCACCUCAGGAGUGAGCAUUUACUUUGAGGCUUAUCUUUAUAAUGCUACCAACUGUACCAGCACGCCCUGGCACCUUCCGCCCAUGCACAUGAGCUCCUCCCAGCGCCGGCCUUCUACAGCUGUGGAGGAGGAAGAUGAAGAUUCACCCUCUGAGUGCCAGACCCCUGAGAAGGUGAAGAAACCAAAGAAGGUGUACUGCUAUGUGUCACCAAAGCAAUUCUCAGUGAAGGAGUUCUACCUGAAAAUCAUUCCCUGGCGCCUUUAUACCUUCCGAGUGUGCCCAGGAACAAAAUUUUCAUACCUUGGCCCUGACCCUGUUCAUAAGCUCCUCACACUAGUGGUAGAUGAUGGCAUUCAACCACCUGUGGAGCUUAGCUGUAAGGAGAGGAACAUUCUAGCAGCCACUUUCAUCCGCUCCCUCCAUAAGAAUAUAGGAGGCUCUGAGACCUUUCAGGACAAGGUGAACUUCUUCCAGCGAGAGCUUCGGCAGGUACAUAUGAAAAGACCACAUUCCAAAGUCACCCUGAAGGUCAGCAGACAUACCUUGUUGGAAUCGUCUCUGAAAGCCACUCGGAAUUUCUCCAUCUCAGACUGGAGCAAGAACUUUGAAGUGGUUUUCCAAGAUGAAGAAGCUCUGGACUGGGGAGGGCCUCGCCGGGAAUGGUUUGAGCUCAUCUGCAAAGCACUAUUUGAUACCACCAAUCAACUCUUCACCCGAUUCAGUGACAACAACCAAGCAUUAGUACAUCCCAACCCUAAUCGCCCCGCUCAUCUGCGCUUGAAGAUGUAUGAGUUUGCAGGGCGGCUGGUGGGCAAGUGUCUCUAUGAGUCCUCUCUAGGAGGAGCCUACAAGCAACUGGUCCGAGCUCGCUUCACCCGCUCUUUUUUGGCCCAAAUCAUAGGACUACGUAUGCAUUACAAGUACUUUGAAACAGAUGACCCAGAAUUCUACAAAUCUAAAGUUUGCUUCAUCCUCAACAAUGACAUGAGUGAGAUGGAGCUGGUCUUUGCAGAAGAGAAAUAUAACAGAUCAGGUCAAUUGGAUAAGGUUGUAGAACUCAUGACAGGUGGAGCUCAAACCCCAGUCACCAAUGCAAAUAAAAUCUUCUAUUUAAAUUUAUUGGCCCAAUAUCGUCUGGCCAGUCAAGUGAAAGAGGAGGUGGAACACUUCCUAAAAGGCCUGAAUGAAUUGGUCCCUGAGAACCUUUUGGCUAUUUUUGAUGAAAACGAGCUUGAGCUGCUGAUGUGUGGGACUGGGGACAUCAGUGUGUCUGACUUCAAAGCCCAUGCAGUGGUUGUUGGCGGCUCAUGGCAUUUCAGAGAAAAGGUCAUGAGGUGGUUCUGGACCGUGGUGUCCAGUCUGACCCAGGAGGAGUUGGCUCGGCUGCUGCAGUUCACGACGGGCUCCUCUCAGCUACCACCCGGAGGUUUUGCCGCCCUCUGUCCCUCGUUCCAGAUUAUUGCCGCUCCGACCCACAGCACGCUCCCGACUGCACACACGUGUUUUAACCAGCUGUGCCUCCCCACAUAUGACUCGUACGAAGAGGUGCACAGGAUGCUGCAGCUGGCCAUCAGUGAGGGCUGCGAGGGCUUCGGCAUGCUCUGACCACUCUCCUGCCACUCCCCGGGCCCCCGUGCUUCCUGGAGCACCUGGGUACACCUAACACCGUGACAACCACUGACCCUAACGCGUCUCCAUCAGCCAGAAGCUGCUGCAUGCUCCCCCGUGUCUGGAGGACUGGCUCGCCUACGAGCCAGGUUGCUCCCUCGCUGCCCCCUCCACCUCUCCCCCACCAGCCACUUCGGCACGGCGUGGAGUCUGAGCUGCUCACUCAUGAGAAGAAGACCACGCUGCUGUCACUUCACUUGGUUCUCAGAAGAUCUCGGGAGCUGAGGGAGAUUACACAAAUGGCUCGGCUUCCUUAGCAGGCUGGGGCCCGCCUUGCUCAGCCUCCUGUGCCGAUGCCCCGACAGGUCCCUCUGCGGCCCGCAUUACUUGCCCUUCGGCGACGUGAGUCCUUCCUGGGCACAGGGCAAUGGCCCCUUCCCACCAGGAGCCGGGAGAAGCGCAGAUAGCAAGUGACCCACAUGAGCAGUCCUCAUUUUCGUCCCUCUGCACCAUGGCGGCCUCAGGUCCACCACUGGUCUACCUCGAAGGGGGACUGAUGGCACAAAAGGAUCUUUUUUUGUGGUGUCAGAACUGGAAAAGGAGCUUUUUUCCCUGAAGGCAUUUCUGGAAAUGAUCAUUAAUCCAUAAAGAACUCUCUAAGCUUUUUCUUGAGUUUGAGCCAGUGAGAAAAAACAGACCCAAGAAUGUGAAAGAUAGCUGGGCCAUAGCUUCCAGUGCUGAAAAUGAUUUUCCUUUAGGGCAUGUCUAGGCCUCUGGCUGGCCUGGAAGACUACUGAUGUUUGUCCCUGAGUUUGUCCUAUACACUGAGGUGUGGCUGGGCCUGGCCGCUUAGCUCCACCUUAUGCAGUCUGCUAAGAGCUAGGGAUUCUUUAGCUUUCUACGGAAGAAAAUUUUGUAGCAAGGGUUUGGGGUAGUAAGAAUAGCAUGCUAAGACUCCCUGACUCUCUCCUUGCUUGGUAUUCUCUGGCGGCACUGAGGCAAGGGAAAAGGGAUCAGUGGCUGAAGUGCUUAAUCACAGGUCUGCGGGGUCCGACAGCAAACACCCAGCGGCCCACUGACCUCCUUCCCUCUCUAAGCUGCCAGCAAGAGCCCCUGAGGAGGGAGGACGAUCUAGUAGGUUCACUGUUACACGGUGACUGAAGAGAAACUGCCACUGGCUCUUGGUAAGUCACACCAUCCUUUUUCAUGACAAUUUGAAUGCAGCCAUUUUCAAGACUCAGUAUCUCAUCAACUUCCCGAAUCUCUGUUUUUAAGAAGGCUUUGCUGCAAGCUACCAUUCUCAACGGGGCAUUUAACCCUGAUUACAAGCCAUCUUUACUGCCAAAACCAGCAAGUCCACAGAGUCCGGGGAUGAGGCGGGGCUUGUGGCCGUGCCUCGGCCUCCUGGAAGCCUGUCUGAGCCCUCCUGUUCCCAGGGACCACGAGGAACCAGCCCUCCUGAGCUGCUCCUGCUGCGGCCUGAUCUCACUCCUUUGCGGUUGUCAUUUGUCCUUCUUGGCGUUGGGUGCUGACCUCACUCGUUCUUGGGUCCAGGAUCCAGCAUCAGGGCCUCGACAACCCCAGCCAGGGUCCUCCAUGCCACACGGUCACUGCUGUCCUCAGGGACCAGGACAAGGUGCUGCUGCUUGCUCCAGCGUUUUCCCAUGGGACAAAUACAGGCAAGUUUCAUCAUCACCCUGGAAACAUGAUGCUGCCCCUCAGGCCUAGAGAGGGGUUUCCAGCUGGGGGCUCAGGGGCUGGUUCUGCUGUCUUUGGCAGCUCUUCUCUUCUGGAUUCUGCGUUCUCCCCUCCAGUGGCCCUCUGGAGACCAGUGCUGGAGUUCGAUUUGAUUUUCUUGGCGAGAUCUGUCCUUUUCAGCUCUGGUCGUAGCACUUUUUGGCGCAUCCUGGGUGUUACUACAGCCCGGCUGCGGCAGCUUGCAGCCCUGUGGUGGGCCUCAGCCCCAGGGUCUUGGUUGAACAAAAACCCUUUGGUACUGUUGUGGUUUUCUAUUCUUCCAGUGUACUCUGUCUCCUAAGUCUGUUCCAAAGUAUCUUUGCCCUGUUUGGCCUUUUCUUUUACCUUUCUUUCUAACCCUGCUGUGCUACCAGCCAGUAUGGGGAAAAGGUACAACAUGUCAGGAGGAAGAAUACCUGUUACUUCUCGGGCAAUUGUGAAUUUCACGUUUCUUAUUUUGGCCAGUUCUUUGAUUUAUGCUCCUGUGGCCCAGGUACUUGGGGGGCCAUGUAAACGGCUGGCCUUGUAGUGUCUUGGAAGGAGACCAAGCAAGCACCGAGUGAACACCAAGGAGAGCAUCAGCAUGUUUUCUAGAGACCAAGCGCUGCUGCAAAUCCGUCAGGCCAGGCCAAGGGGCCAGACCGCUGCAGCGAUAGUGUAAAUAUUUUGUACAGUAAAUAAAUCAAUAUUGAAAAGGACUAAGGAGCAAGUGACUUCUUUAAGUGGC
Messenger RNA from Neomonachus schauinslandi (Hawaiian monk seal), 4973 nucleotides. RefSeq names its product apoptosis resistant E3 ubiquitin protein ligase 1 (gene AREL1). Bases 35 to 2506 code for a protein of 823 amino acids. NCBI's taxonomy places the organism in Eukaryota, Metazoa, Chordata, Mammalia, Carnivora, Phocidae. The record is from RefSeq and is a predicted model, not a curated record. The transcript is spliced from 18 exons. Gene Ontology annotation, molecular function: ubiquitin-protein transferase activity. Gene Ontology annotation, biological process: proteasome-mediated ubiquitin-dependent protein catabolic process; negative regulation of apoptotic process; protein polyubiquitination.